This is a messenger RNA of Blastomyces dermatitidis ER-3, 540 nucleotides long. RefSeq lists its product as uncharacterized. NCBI's taxonomy places the organism in Eukaryota, Fungi, Ascomycota, Eurotiomycetes, Onygenales, Ajellomycetaceae. The record is from RefSeq and is a predicted model, not a curated record. The coding region runs from base 52 to 540 and encodes 162 amino acids. The transcript has a single exon.
UAUGUGCUUGAUAUUAUCGCCGAGGUAUCUUUUUGUAUUUUUCUGCCGGGGAUGGGCCAGAUUAGGAAGGGCGGUACGAGGGUGGGACUUGGCGUUGGUGUUUUGGAACAUCAAAGAUGGACAGGGUUUUCGCGGAGGUCGCUCCUCAGAUAUCUCCACAACUACAGAUCGGGGAUCUUCCAAAAUCGAGAAGAUUGGUGCAUAUGGCUAGGUCUCUUCACCUUACAAUUUGUAUGGCACUUUGGCCCGGGGUUGUGGUGUGGUAGGGGAGAACGGGGGAUACUCCCACACAGGAGUUUCGAACAACGUCCGGUUCACGUUUGGCUGGAUAACUCCACCACCACACAGGGUAUGCGGUCGGCGAUGGGGUCAGAAUGCUCGUAUGAUCGAGGGCUUUUCGAUGGAUCUAUCGGCGGGUUCUUAUUCGAAAAAUCGAGCGAGUUCGUGGUGGAGCGGUUGAAGCUGUCAAGUAGAUCGAUAAAUGACAGUGUUAAUGUCUUUAUUAUAAUCAGAUUCUUAGUGAAGACUGCAUUAUUCUAA